UGCAUUUGGCGGAUCCAUUUUUGGCGCAGCGCGCAGACCAUCAUCUCAUUAGAGUUAGCCAGUCAGCGAAGCGGCUGAUCUUUGAAUGCCCUCAAUCCUUGCCCAAACUCUCUAUCGGCCUCCCACCUCUACCUCUACCUCCACCUCCACCAGCACAUCGUCACACCCAACUUCAAAGCACUUUGCUGGCAUUUGUUCACGCCAGGCCUUUGAGUGCACGCUGUGUUUGAUUUGGAUCUCCUCCGCGCUCAGCACUAGUAUGAGUGCAUAACCUCGCAGAUCGGCAGUUAUGGUCCAACAGCCUUCGACCCCAGGCGCAAGCCAUUCAAUUUUUGGUGCUGCCUCUGCCUCCUCCACUUCUACUGCAACGGCCAACGCAAACUAUAACCAACUUGCUACCACUUCUGUUCUCACGCCUGGUUCUGCGGCUUCUUCCAAUAAUACCUUCCUUAUGCCAAACUCACCAGUCAAAGGCAGAAGCAAUGGAGAUGGCCAUAGAACAUACCAGCCCAAGGUAACCAGGACGCUGGGACAAAGACCAGCGUGCUUGGUCAAUGCAUCGGUCACAUACUGCGGAAAUAACCAAAUAUAUGCAUUUGGUGGAUUUGAUCAGUAUACCGACGAGGUCUACAAUCAUGUUCUGUGCCUCGAUAUGGUAAGCCACCAGUGGAGUCUGGUUGAUAACUAUGGCGAUAUUCCAGGUGUGCGAAUGGGUAUGUCUUCUCAAAUUUUUGCACUUCUCGUGCUUCAUUAACAAUAUCAUUUUCAGGUCAUACUGCUACAUUAUACCAAGGGGACAAGCUUUUAAUCUUUGGCGGCGAGAACGAACAUCGAACCUACCUUGCAGAUCUGAUAAUCUUCGACCUCAAGACUGCCCACUGGACCCAACCAGCCGUUUCUGGUCCCAUUCCAAAGGGGCGUGCAAGACAUGCGGCUGUCCUUCAUGACGAUAAACUUUUCAUAGUAGGUGGAAUUACUGGUCACAACAAUUAUGUCCUUGAUGAUAUCUGCUACCUCGAUUUGAAAACCUUUACCUGGUCCCGGGCGUGGCGUUUUGUAGGCAGAUUUGAUCAUUCAGCUUAUGUAUGGGGAGAUAGGGUCUGGGUAUUUGGUGGUUUGAGUGAGGACAUGGAUAAGAAUGGUGAGAUGUGGUGGUUGGAUUUGAAAGGCAGUCCAGCGUUUGACUCGCCCCCUUCUCUGGGUUCUCUCGAUAGGCAGUCGGCACUCAGUCGAAUGAGUGGUUCUUCGCGACCUUCGUUCUCCUUGCCUGCGACUUCUGCUGUUGGAAGUACAGGUUAUGCAGCAAAUUCAAGCAGCGCUCAAGUCAAUCCACCUUCAUUUCAACUAACUAGUUCCCCACCCAUGGCCCCCGGCUCGAUAUCUUCCUUGAAAUUUCUUUCAGGAGUCAAUGUUCCAGCUCAAGGAUCGGGCAUGCAUUUCCACGCUUACACAGCAGGUACUCUACUUGACUUUGUCACUCCUGCUGCUACAAUCAACUCGCAAGACUGUUCUUUGUCAACACUGGAUCUCGAUACCCUUCGUUGGCAAAAGCUUGCCGAAGGGCGUGAUAUAUUCAAACCAGGUUUCCGCUGGCACUAUUGCACCAUGAACGAAGAGGGCACCAAGGCCUGGCUCCUUGGAUGUCCCACUGACCCAACUGCAACAGACCUAGGUCCAGGUGGAUUCGAGGAAUAUCUAAGGUAUGUCUUAGCCAGGCUCCUUAUCAAGUUUUGUACUUACAGGUCAACAGUGAUAUAAUGGAAAUUGAUCUUCGGCGGUACGGACUACUGGGAAACAACUUUACCCCUGAAUCAAGAAGCGAGACAUCACGCAUGCCUUCAGCUGAUCGAGUGGUUGUUCAGGCCUCGAAAGGCUUAGGGCAAGAUCUAGCUAGACUUUUCAAUCAACCUCCAGAGUCUGGAAGUGGGACUGACUUCACCAUCACUGCACUAAAAGACGGCGAUUGGGACGAAGAUGAUAUAAUUGGCACUAACUCUCGUGCUGCUGAUGAGCAAGACACGUGGUUGUCACCCGAUACAACUACCUCGCCCCCUAUUUAUGUCCACAAACUCAUUCUACAGGCUCGUUGGCCACACUUUGCCCGACUUUACAAUGCACAGAUGGCGGAAUUUCACACCAAGCGAAUGCAUAUUCCAAGCCCAUACUCGGUUGUCAAAGCAUUCUUGUUUUAUCUCUACACUGACAGUAUACACCCCAAAGACUGCGGUGAUUUAAAUGAUGUGGCCGGCUUACUCGUAUUGUCUGACAUGUACAAUAUUCCACAUCUUCGACUACUUUGUGUUAAUCGCUUAUCGAAAGAACUUGAUGUCGAUCAUGCUUGUAUUAUUUGGCGUUGUGCGGGAAUUGCGAACGAAGAGUGGCUUCGAAGAUGUGCAGCAAAGUUCUGUCUUCUUCAUUGGGGACGUGUAGUUCGAACUGAAGGAUUCUUGAAAUUGCCACGGCACUCCCUCGUUGAACUUUCUCAGGAAAUUGAUAUGGAGGGACGUGUUGUUGGAGGUACGUUAGCUGAGCGCUUAGAAGAUUUCCUUUCUCCUUCUAUAUAUUAACUUUUCUCCUAGGGGAGGAACUGGAAUAUGUUGGUGGACUUGGAGGUGCCCGAUUCGGAUUUGGUGGAUCUUCUAGAAAAGCGAGCAUUGGCAGCAAUCAAACGCAAAUCGUGGGCUCCGACGACGAUAAUGAAGAAAUGGAAAUGUCUUGAGUGGUGGGUGGGGGUUACGGAUAUAAACUGGCGUUCUGGGACCCAAGAAAAUAUUGGCAGGGUGCAAUCAAUGAAUCAGAUAUUGCUUAGAGCUUGAAGCUUUAUUAAACAUUUCGGGGAGUUGGCGUGGCUUGGUCCUUGCUGGUUAUGUAUUUAGGGAGAUGAUACCUUUACUAGAUCCGAAUGGUGAAUGAAUUGUUUUAUUACAU
Molecule: messenger RNA, 2928 nt
Organism: Hymenoscyphus albidus
Lineage: Eukaryota; Fungi; Ascomycota; Leotiomycetes; Helotiales; Helotiaceae
Source: the annotation of a GenBank genome assembly